AUGGUGAAAGGAUCUAUUCAUAAGCCCAGAGCACCGGCAGACUGUCUCAGCUUCCGUGUGGCUCUCUCGUCUCCGGCUCCACAUCUCUUAUCCUUGCCUCCUUUCUCCACCAGUGGAUUUCUCACCGCUGCCUUGUGCAACAUCGCCAAAAUGUCUGACAAGCCCGACAUGACUGAGAUCGCCCGUUUCGACAAGACCAAGCUCAAGAAGACCGAGACAAAAGAGAAAAACCCUCUGCCUACCAAAGAGACCAUUGAGCAGGAGAGGAAAGGCGAUGCCACACCUUGA
Messenger RNA from Menidia menidia (Atlantic silverside), 288 nucleotides. Lineage: Eukaryota; Metazoa; Chordata; Actinopteri; Atheriniformes; Atherinopsidae. The record is from the annotation of a GenBank genome assembly.